Molecule: messenger RNA, 2276 nt
Organism: Culicoides brevitarsis
Lineage: Eukaryota; Metazoa; Arthropoda; Insecta; Diptera; Ceratopogonidae
Gene: MFS16
Product: glucose-6-phosphate exchanger SLC37A2
Exons: 4
Coding region: 353-2014 (553 amino acids)
Biological process (GO): transmembrane transport
Cellular component (GO): membrane
Molecular function (GO): glucose 6-phosphate:phosphate antiporter activity
Source: RefSeq, a predicted model, not a curated record
UAUGAAGUAAACAAAGGAGAACUUUUGAGAUGUAAGUCUCAUUCGGCUUAAAUUGUAUAGUUUAGUCUAAAUUCAGCAUUAAGUAGUAUUAAAUCGAACAGAAAUAUGGCAAGUUUGCAGAAAUUAUGAUAUACAAUGUUUGGAAACAAUAAAGAGAGCGACUAAGAAUAUAAUUACUAUCGUCGCAGACACGUAUUUUAUUUUUAUCAUUGUAUCAAUCAAAAAAUUUGUAUGAAUGUUUGAAAUGCAUUAAAGUGAUAAAGACAGAUAACAAAAAUUUUGAUUGUAUUGUUUACAAGGUUCACAUUCAAAAAUACAACAGUCAAACUAACGAUAACAGUAUCUGCAGUGCAUGCAUAAGAAGAAAUACAUUUGUUGUAUUUCGUGGAUAACAAAGCUGUCGUUAAUAAGAAGAUUUAUAGGGGCCAUCAGAAAUAUGAGUCAUCCAAAUUUGCCUAUUGGAUGUAAAGUGCUGUCGUGGCUUCAUGCAAAAUGCUGCCCGCGACUCCAUAUAAACCGAAUAGUUUUAUACAAGAUAUCAGUGCUUGGCCUUACUUAUGCCUCGUAUAUGUGUUAUCAUAUGACAAGAAAAACCUUGUCUGUUGUUAAGUCUGUGCUGCACCGAAAUUGCUCCGAUUUACCAGUGCCUCAUGGAAUUCAUUUAAAGAUGCCUCCAGAUGAAACAUGGUGUGACUACCCUCCUUUUGAUGGACCUGAUGCAUCAACUUUAUUGGGCACAUUAGAUUCUGCAUUCCUUUUCAGUUACGGUAUAGCAAUGUUUAUAUCAGGAUUUGUGGCGGAACGGGUCUCAUUGCGUUAUUUUUUGACUCUCGGAAUGCUCUUUUCCGGAAUAUUUUGCUACUUGUUUGGAAUGGCAAAAGUAUAUGAUAUUCAUUCACUGAUGUAUUUUAUGGUUGUGCAAGCUCUAGCUGGUAUUUUUCAAACUACUGGCUGGCCAGGAGUCGUCACUUUGGUUGGACGAUGGUUUGGAAAAUCAAAGCGGGGACUUAUAUUUGGAAUAUGGAAUAGUCACACAUCAAUCGGCAACAUAUUAGGAUCAGUUAUUGCUGGUUAUUACGUUGAGAAAGAUUGGUCGUUAUCAUUUAUCGUUCCAGGCUUCAUAAUGGGGCUUGUUGGCUUUGUAAUAUUUUUGUUUAUUGUUGAGGACCCUAGUAUUGCUGGACUCAACAUUGAUGCAGAGCCAAGACCACGAAGAAAUUCUGUGGAGUCAGGACAAAUAUCCAUUCAUGAUGAGUGUGAAGCACUGUUAACGGAACAACAGGAUAUCAAUGUGCGUAUUGUAAAUGAUAGAGCUCCUGUCAACGAAAGAAGUCCAAUCUUAAGUAGAAAUCGUCGACCAGAAACAGAGCAAGGUGCAAUCGGAUUCAUAGGUGCUUUAAAGAUACCGGGAGUUGUUGAAUUUUCGCUUUGUCUCUUUUUUUCAAAGCUUGUCAGCUAUACAUUCCUGUUUUGGCUACCACUAUACAUCCAAUCUUCAACAUCAAUGAGUGCACAAUGGUCAGCAAAUGUAUCCACAGUUUUUGACUUUGGUGGCAUCCUUGGUGCAAUAUUAGCAGGAUUUAUUUCUGACUAUACUGGUAUGAGUGCACUCACAUGUACUAGCAUGUUGUUUUUGACAGCACCACUUCUCUUUAUAUACGAGCAAUUUGGUACAGCGAGUCUUUUUGUGAAUAUUUUCCUUUUAUUCAUAUGUGGAUGCUUUGUAAAUGGACCAUAUGCCUUGAUUACAACAUCUGUGAGUGCAGAAUUAGGGACUCACAGCUCCCUACAGGGUAACUCUAAAGCUUUGGCUACUGUGACUUCGAUUAUUGAUGGAACAGGUUCUCUUGGAGCGGCAAUAGGACCUUUAUUAGCUGGUGUAGUAUCUAGUACUGGAUGGGAUAAUGUAUUUUACAUGUUAAUUUUUUCUGAUGUUGUAGCGUUGUUUUUACUUUUGAGAUUAGUUAAGAAAGAAAUAGAUCAAAUUAGAAGAAGGAACGCACGGAUUGAGUAAACAGGGCGCCGACAUCUUUUCAAACUAAUGAAUAAAUUAAGAAAGUAGAAAGGAUCUCGAACUUUAUUAAUUUGACCGUUAUCUGAGAAAGACAAGAUUUCUUUGUUAAUGUUCUUAGGUUUCAUGUUUUCUCAUUAUUAUUUAUGUUACGUUACGAAUAUUAGAUUAACAUCCAUACAUACUUAUUAAAUUAAAUAGUUUUUGUAAACCUAUUUGUAAAUAUUUCAUAAUUAUGAUAGUAAAACUUGCCAAAUAAUAAUGA